This is a messenger RNA of Apaloderma vittatum (bar-tailed trogon), 1374 nucleotides long. It is a transcript of the gene NMD3, whose product is annotated as NMD3 ribosome export adaptor. The annotation marks the transcript as partial. Gene Ontology annotation, biological process: ribosomal large subunit export from nucleus. The transcript is spliced from 13 exons. NCBI's taxonomy places the organism in Eukaryota, Metazoa, Chordata, Aves, Trogoniformes, Trogonidae. The record is from RefSeq and is a predicted model, not a curated record. Gene Ontology annotation, molecular function: ribosomal large subunit binding. Gene Ontology annotation, cellular component: nucleus; cytoplasm.
AGGCUUCAGUGGUCUCUAAAACGCUUCUUGUGUCGUAGGUACCUUCAGCCUCCAGGCACUUGGAUUCAGUGUGCCUUGGAAUCAAGAGAGCUUCUUGCUUUGUGUCUUAAAAAAAUCAAAGCUUCCCUGAGCAAGGUCCGGCUGAUCGACGCGGGCUUUAUUUGGACCGAACCGCAUUCGAAGAGGCUGAAGCUGAAACUGACUGUUCAAAAAGAGGUGAUGAAUGGAGCAGUUCUUCAGCAAGUGUUUGUGGUGGAAUACAUAGUUCAGUCGCAAAUGUGCGAAGACUGUCACAGGAUUGAAGCGAAGGAUUUCUGGAAAGCUGUGGUGCAAGUCAGACAGAAGACCCUACACAAGAAGACUUUCUACUAUUUGGAGCAGCUGAUUUUAAAACACAGGCUUCAUCAAAAUACCCUUCGCAUCAAAGAAAUCCAUGAUGGCUUGGAUUUUUAUUAUUCUUCAAAGCAACAGGCACAGAAGAUGGUCGACUUCCUUCAGUGCACGGUUCCAUCUAGAUCAAAAUCGUCCCAACGCUUGAUCUCGCACGACAUUCAUAGUAAUGUCUACAAUUACAAAAGCACUUUCUCCGUGGAAAUUGUUCCCAUAUGCAAGGACAAUGUUGUGUGUCUGUCACCAAAACUGGCGCAGAGCCUGGGUAACAUGAGCCAGAUCUGUGUGUGCAUCCGAGUGACGAGCGCCAUCCACCUCAUCGAUCCGAGCACUCUGCAGAUUGCUGAAGUUGAUGGCAAUACCUACUGGCGCCACCCUUUCAAUAGCUUGUUUGAGCCCAAACAACUAGAGGAAUUUAUCAUUAUGGAUAUCAAUAGGGUUCAAGAAAAGAAGAAAGGGGCAGGUGCAGGGGCGAGAUCAAACAAGCACACGCUGGCUGAAGCCUGGGUGCAGAAAACCUCGGAGCUGAACACCGAUCACCAGUAUUUCUGCUCUACUCACUUGGGGCACAUUCUGAAUCCCGGCGACCUUGUCUUGGGAUUCGACUUGGCGAACUGCAACUUAAACGACGAGUUUGCCAAUAAGAUGAACCCCCACAACAUUCCCGAUGUGGUAUUGAUAAAGAAGAGCUAUGACCGAACCAAACGCCAGCGUCGCAGAAACUGGAAGCUGAAGGAGCUAGAAAGGGACAGAGAAGGCAUGGAUACCGACGAUGAAAGACAAUACCAGGACUUCCUUGAAGAUCUCGAAGAAGAUGAAGCCAUAAGGAAGAACGUCAACAUUUACCGAAAUGCAGAUGUUCCAGUGGAGAGCGAUACAGAUGAUGACGGGCCUCCACGAAUCAGUCUGGCUGAAAUGCUGGAGGAUCUCCAUAUUUCUGAGGACGCCACCGGUGGGGAGGGAGCAAAUAUGAUGACAGAAUAA